AUGUCUGAUUCUUGGUGGGGCAUUCAGAUCGUUUCAGUUCACUUGUCCAGCUCUGUAGCAUUCUGUCACUUGAACCAGGAAGGUACAGACAGAUCUGAGUUUGCUUCAUUUGAGCAGAUUUUUCUGUGGAAAGCUUUAGAGCGCGCACCUCCUGUUGUUGUGGAGCUGGUCGGUGUUGAGUUGGUGCACAGCGUUGCGAUGUCCAUUUUGCAGCCAGCCGCUUACGAGCUGGCCUUGCCUCGGACUUCCGAACACUGCUUAGCGUGCCCACUGCCAAUGUGCCACGGCUUCCCGACCUUUGGCCCCAAAGAUGGUGCGGUGGAGUCCCAACCGGAGGAGAUGAGUUUGCCGAUCUUGGAAUGCGAAUUGCAGUGGUGUGGAUCGUGGAGCUCCUGGAGCUCCAAGCUGGUUGCCUGUGAGGAAGGCGCUUUAGUUUCGGAGAUCCUCCUCGAGCGCUUGACAUCCUGCACGGAUUACAAUCUCCGUGCUCGCCUUCGCAAUGCUGUGGGAUGGUCCAAGGACUUUACCGAAGCCACAGGCCGCACUUCAGACAUUGCGGCUCCGCCCUGGGAUCUGAAGCUCUUGGCCAGGCGGCCCAACCAGGUGGUGUUGGAGUGUGAGGUUCUGGAUCCCGAAGGUGCUCCAAUCACUGACUUGGAAGUCCAAUUCUCUGGGAAGGUCACCUGGGGCGAUGUCUACAGCGAAUGUUCGGCCUCUGCCAGCUGUUGGGACUGGGACGACCUUGGUGGAGGACCCAGCCGAAAGGUGCAGGUGACAGUGUUUGGUUUGCCAUCAGAUGUGGUGAGCCAGCUGAGAGUUUGGUCCAAAAACAUAGUUGGAAGGUCGUUGACGCCAUCACCUACCCUCUUUUGCCAACCAUCCACCCGACCCGAAGAGGUCAGCGAUUUGCACUGUACCAAGCGUUCACUAGAUUUCAUCGAGCUGGCAUGGUCUACAGUUGAUCCAGAAGGUGCUCCUGUCUUGGAGUGUACCCUAGAGUUUUGGUCAGAGAGUGCAAUGUGGGCAACAGUCCACAAGGUCCAAGACGUAUCCAAAACCUAUCACCAAAGGAAGGCGUUCUGGAGAGCCAAGCUUUGUGGAUUAGACACAGAGACUUCAUAUGUGGUUCGAAUUCGGAGUCGCAAUGAUGUCGGCUGCUCCAAAGAUCAGCUGGUUGUAUUCCGUACUGCGGUGCGGCCUGUCGCACCAACAAGCUUGUUGUGCGGAGACAUCACUGCAACAACUGUUCAGCUUUGCUUCGACUUGAGCUACGACAAUGAACAGCUCCAAUGCGUCCCGGGCCUUACCGGUGUCGUUGUGGAAGAGGCAGGGACCUUGGCUUGGGCAACAUUUCCGAAGGAUGUGAAGAUCAUCGAAGCUGUACCAGAUGGACAAAGACUCCAUGCCUGUGUUCAGCUUCGGGGCUUGCAAGGUGACACAACCUACCGUUUCCGCCUGUGGCCAGAGAAUCCUGUUGGCAAGAGCUUCAGCCCCUCUGGAGCGUUAGAUUGCAGCACGAGUCACAAGCCAGAGCCACCAAGACAGCUUUCUGCAACGCCUUUGAGCGCAAAUCAUGCAAGGCUCUUUUGGCAAGUGCCAGAUCCACUUGGAGCGCCGGUGCACGGUGCGUUGGUGGAGUUUUCAGUGCAGUCGAUGUUUGGCUCGUGGCAGCCUAUCUCCGACGGUUUCUUGCAGCGGGUUCCAGAUGGCUGGAUCCAAGUGGUGUAUGGAUUAGACGCGGCUCAGGAAUACAUCUUCCGUGUGAAGGCGCAGAACGAUUCAGGAUGGUCUGACUGGUCAGAUCUUUUCGCCUGGAACACUCCAGGAGUACCACAGAUUUCCGAGAUUUUAUUAGAAAGAAUUCAUGCAUCUGGUGCUGACAAACCGGGAAGUUCGUCUUCAUUGGUGCUAUCCUUUACUGUCAGCGACCCUGAUGCCGCGCCUUGCGUGGCUAGUACUGUACAAAUUGGGGGACGGCGAGUUCUUGCACAUAGAUGUCAAGAUACCACGUGGGUGGCUCUUCUUCCAGGAGGCCUGGAGAAUUUGACAUCGAAUGCAGCAUGCGCACUGCAUAUCGAAGCAGCAAAUGCUGUUGGUUGGGAGCAGCAGGACAUGCAACAGCUCGCAACCUCAAUCCAAUCACCGGGCCCUGUCCUGGAGAGUGGAUCGCUUGUAGAGCGCUUUUCGGCGAACUUGGCUGAAACUCAGUGCACUCUGUGGGAAGAGGAACUCGCUCUUUGCAAGGGUGCGCGUUUUGAAGAAGCCAGGCUGAUGAAGCGAGCACUCCAGGUGUCGAAGCUGAGAGAAAAAACCGAAGUGAGUUGGUGGACCAGAUGCGAGGACUUCAUUCUAUCUUUCAAAGAGCCAAAGUCGAUGGAACGUCUGGCAACUACUGCUGUGGCGUUCCAGCUCUUGAUCGAAGGAAGCUUUGCAUUGGAGCAGCUGAAUGUCGAGGCUGAAGGCCUUUGGCAAAACCUACUUUUUUUGGCUGAAGCAUUGCCGGAGGAAGAUGGUCUAUCAAAGUGGACGGCGAGACGAGAUGCUUGGUCUGUCGAUUUCCAGGAGAAAUUUGCCUUCGGCUGGUCACACGUGUGCGCAUCUGUUGCCAGCUUGCUAGCAGCAGCACUUGGGAAGGGGAACUUGAUGCCUCCAUUGCGUGGCACCAUUCAAAGCCUUCAAAGGCUGUCGGACAUCCAUGGAUGGGUAGAGCAGCAAAUCCAGGAAAUGCGAGGCUUUGCGGAGGAGCUUUACCAGGUGAUCAUGGGUUCAGACGUGGCGCUGAGUAUUUAUGAGCUCCAUGGCACUGCUGCUGUCACGGCUCUGACCGAGCUUGCUGGCUUGGGUGGCGCGUUUCAUGUCGGUGUGCAGGUGUACUGGCUGGAAUGGAGUUUUGGCUGGUGCGAAGAUGGUUCUGGAAUUCAGGCCAUGCACUUUGGCACAAGUAGCCUGGGACGCUUCCGACAGCGCCUGCCACUUGGGCAGACGCCUUUGGCACCUGAGGAGGUCCUCACGAUCCUUCGCGACAUGCGCAAAUCUUGGGACGGACAGUCGUACGAUUUGCUUCGACGGAAUUGCGCGCAUUUCAGCAUUGAAUUUGUGCGGCGCUUGCGUGUUGAGGAGGCUCCCGAAUGGAUCAACGCCUUGGCCACCACAGGGGGUCAAAUGGCGCAGUGGCUGGGAGUUUUCCGUCCGGUGCUGGUUCAGGACCAAGACCUAGAUGACCUAGAGAAGGUCGUGCAAGCGUCACCUGCUGAACUUGCAGAGUGGAAAUGGGCACACGAGUACGUGAAGGAAAGAAAUGCAGAAGCCAGGCGUGUCCGGCAGAAGUCCACCCUGCGAGCCGCUGCCCACUUGAAACAUCGCCGAGUAAGAGAAAGGCGGCAAGUGACAGGAGGUGCGGCAGUCGCUGGAGAUCCGCAGGGACAGAGUGGACAAAAUAGUCGAAGCGGUGCCGACUUGGGCAUUCUACACUGA
Molecule: messenger RNA, 3474 nt
Organism: Cladocopium goreaui
Lineage: Eukaryota; Dinophyceae; Suessiales; Symbiodiniaceae
Source: the annotation of a GenBank genome assembly